UAGUGAGUGCCUGUAAAUAUUAAAUGCCAAUUUUUUAAAAAUCAUCUUUCUCCCAACUGACCCCGCGUUUUCCCAGUCUAUGCCGUGCAAUGCCCGCCACCUCCUCCUCCUCCUCCUCCUCCACCACCGCUAGCGGCGGAGCCACCUUCUAGCCAUGGGCAACUGCAACGCCUGCGUCAGACCCGAAAGCCAACACGGGUCCAAGGAGAAGCACAACAACAACAAGAAGAAGAAGGCCCGAGAGCGCAGGCCCAACCCGUACUCUGACUCCCCUGCCCCGAUCCGGGUCCUCAAGGACACCAUCCCUCUGAACCACCGGACCCGCAUCUCCGACAAGUACAUCCUGGGCCGCGAGCUGGGUCGGGGCGAAUUUGGAGUCACCUACCUUUGCACCGACCGCGAGACCCGGGAAGAGCUUGCCUGCAAGUCGAUAUCGAAGCGGAAGCUCCGGACGGCCGUCGACGUGGAGGACGUCCGGCGGGAGGUCGAGAUAAUGUCGAGAUUGCCUGAGCAUCCGAACGUGGUGAGGCUGAAGGCGACUUACGAGGACAGCGAGGCCGUGCACUUGGUGAUGGAGCUCUGUGAAGGCGGCGAGCUUUUUGAUCGGAUAGUAGCGCGGGGCCACUACAGCGAGCGCGCGGCUGCCGGAGUGGCCCGGACGGUGGCGGAGGUGGUGAGGAUGUGUCACGAGAACGGGGUGAUGCAUAGGGAUUUGAAGCCGGAGAAUUUCUUGUUCGCGAACAAGAAAGAGAAUUCGGCGCUUAAGGCCAUUGAUUUUGGGCUCUCUGUAUUCUUUAAGCCUGGGGAGAAGUUUUCAGAGAUUGUGGGGAGUCCCUACUAUAUGGCGCCUGAGGUUUUGAAGCGGAACUAUGGACCGGAGGUUGACAUAUGGAGUGCAGGAGUGAUUCUUUACAUUUUGUUGUGCGGGGUUCCUCCAUUUUGGGCAGAAACUGAGCAGGGUGUUGCUCUCGCAAUCCUGAGGGGUGUAAUUGAUUUCAAGAGGGAACCAUGGCCUCAGAUUUCGGAUAGUGCCAAGAGCCUUGUUCGCCAAAUGCUAGAUCCCGAUCCCAGGAAACGAUUGACUGCCCAGCAGGUGCUUGAGCACCCCUGGAUCCAAAAUGCAAAGAAAGCUCCAAAUGUUCCGUUAGGAGAUAUUGUGAGGACAAGGCUGAAGCAGUUCUCCGUGAUGAACAGAUUCAAAAAGAAAGCUCUGAGAGUAAUCGCAGAACAUUUAUCUGUUGAAGAAGUUGAAGUAAUCAGGGAUAUGUUUACAUUGAUGGACACUGACAAUGAUGGGAAAGUAACCUAUGAGGAGCUGAAGGCUGGACUUCAGAAGGUUGGCUCCCAAUUGGCCGAACCUGAGAUAAAGCUGCUGAUGGAUGUGGCUGAUGUUGAUGGGAAUGGAGUCUUGGAUUAUGGAGAGUUUGUGGCAGUAACGAUCCACCUGCAGAGAAUGGAGAACGAUGCACAUUUCCGCAGAGCAUUUAUGUUUUUUGAUAAAGAUGGAAGUGGGUACAUAGAUAUCGAUGAACUGCGAGAAGCAUUAGCCGAUGAAUAUGGUGAAACUGAUACUGAUGUGCUAAAGGACAUUAUGCGAGAGGUUGACACUGACAAGGAUGGGCAGAUCAGUUAUGACGAGUUCGUUGCAAUGAUGAAAGCUGGAACUGAUUGGAGAAAGGCAUCCCGCCAGUAUUCAAGGGAGAGAUUCAAGAGCCUGAGCCUUAAUCUGAUGAAGGAUGGAUCUUUGCAGCUCCAGGACGGGUUUACUGGCCGAACUGUCAUGGUUUGAACUCGUCCAUCGCUCUCUUCCUUCCUUGACACACAGUAUACUUACUGCUAUUCAAAACCACACAACGAAAUCUUCCUUUCUUCAUGACUGCACCACCAUAAAGCAUAGAGAGUUUGGGAGUGGCCCGUGUUGGCGGGAUUCAUUUUCAUUUGGCCGCAUCUCACGAGGAUUGGAGAACCACAUUCUGCCGUAAGGACUUGUCUAGUCAAAUCAUAUCAUAUGUUACAGUUUUCAGAUUUGUAUCCCUCUGUUUCUUGGUCGUGUUAUUUGCGAGUGAUGACUGGCGGGUAUUUGUGCUUUCGGGUCUCUGUGUACAGACUAGUUUAGUUCAAGUAGCUGUUUGCUGGAAAUGUGAAUUUCGCUGUUUCAGGAAUGUCUGUUCUGGUCUGGUCUGGUCUGGUCUGGUCUGUUCUGUUCUCUAGAGUUUGCUAUUGUUGGACAUUGCCAUUUAUAAGCUUCCAAGGCCAUAAAUUCUAUCAAUCAUCUCUGGAAGCUGCCUUGAGGAUUGUUCAUACAA
This is a messenger RNA of Diospyros lotus (date-plum), 2306 nucleotides long. RefSeq names its product calcium-dependent protein kinase 10-like. Lineage: Eukaryota; Viridiplantae; Streptophyta; Magnoliopsida; Ericales; Ebenaceae. Gene Ontology annotation, molecular function: ATP binding; calcium ion binding; calmodulin binding. Gene Ontology annotation, cellular component: cytoplasm; nucleus. The coding region runs from base 155 to 1789 and encodes 544 amino acids. The transcript is spliced from 7 exons. Gene Ontology annotation, biological process: peptidyl-serine phosphorylation; intracellular signal transduction; protein autophosphorylation. The record is from RefSeq and is a predicted model, not a curated record.